CCUUCCCUAGCCAGUUUCCGUCCUCACUUGCCUUCUUCCGUCCAUGGCUUGCCCCCUCUGACCCCACCGGAGCGCCGCCGGGAUCUCCAAGGAGAUGCCGCCUCCGCCGCCCCCGCCCCCGCCUCAGGUGGCUCCUCCGGACCACCCGCAGCUCCACGGCGUGGUCAUCAUCACCCUCCCACCCCCGGACCAGCCCUCCAAGGGCAAAACCAUCACCGCCUACACAUACACCGACGAUCCGGGCACUCCCCCGACUCCGCCGCCGCCGCCGCGUCGGCCGCGGUCGGGGAUGGACCCCGCCGCGGCCAGGCGGCCGAGGCGGGUGGUGUCCCCGCGGCGGGCGGCGGCGAUGGUGCUCGUGCUGGGCGCGUUCGCGCUCGCGGCCUACUACUGCUUCUACUCGGACGUGGCCGUGCAGUUCCUGGGGGUGGAGGAGGAGGAGGUGGAGAAGGAGAGGAACGAGACCAGGUCGUUCCUGCUGCCGCUGUAUCCCAAGACGCGGCAGGGGCGCGCGCUGCGGGAGUUCGGUGACAUCAAGCUCGCUGCCAAGAAGAUCGACGAUGGCGGCGUCAGGAAAGGCGUGAACAAGUUGGAGGCGAAGAGGGCAACCUCGGCCGGGACGAACUCCACAGUUCUGCUUCCGAUCAAAGGCAAUGUGUUCCCCGAUGGGCAGUAUUACACGUCUAUCUUUGUUGGCAAUCCACCAAGACCUUAUUUUCUUGAUGUUGAUACUGGAAGCGAUUUGACGUGGAUCCAGUGUGACGCACCAUGCACAAACUGUGCCAAAGGACCUCAUCCCUUAUAUAAACCAGCGAAAGAAAAGAUAGUCCCUCCCAGGGAUUUAUUAUGUCAGGAGCUGCAAGGCGACCAGAACUACUGCGCGACUUGCAAGCAAUGUGACUAUGAGAUUGAAUAUGCUGAUAGAAGCUCCUCUAUGGGUGUCCUGGCAAAGGAUGAUAUGCAUAUGAUCGCUACAAAUGGUGGGAGGGAAAAACUAGACUUUGUAUUUGGGUGUGCAUAUGAUCAGCAAGGCCAGCUUUUGACCUCACCGGCAAAGACUGACGGAAUUCUCGGUCUUAGCAGUGCUGCAAUAAGCCUUCCUAGUCAGCUGGCCAGCCAAGGAAUUAUUUCUAACGUUUUCGGCCAUUGUAUUACUAAAGAGCCAAAUGGUGGGGGUUACAUGUUUCUGGGGGAUGAUUAUGUACCCAGAUGGGGAAUGACGUGGGCUCCUAUUCGAGGUGGUCCAGAUAACUUAUACCACACAGAAGCCCAGAAAGUAAAUUAUGGAGAUCAGCAGCUCAGAAUGCAUGGGCAAGCAGGAAGCUCUAUUCAAGUGAUUUUUGAUAGUGGAAGCUCAUAUACAUACCUUCCAGACGAAAUAUACAAAAAACUUGUUACUGCUAUUAAAUAUGACUACCCCAGUUUUGUCCAAGAUACAUCAGAUACAACAUUGCCUUUGUGCUGGAAAGCUGAUUUCGAUGUUAGGUACCUAGAAGACGUCAAACAGUUCUUCAAGCCCUUGAACCUUCAUUUCGGGAACAGAUGGUUUGUCAUUCCCAGAACAUUCACCAUUCUUCCCGAUGAUUACUUGAUCAUCAGUGAUAAGGGGAAUGUUUGUCUGGGGCUGCUAAAUGGAGCAGAGAUUGAUCAUGCGUCAACACUAAUAGUGGGAGAUGUUUCUCUGCGCGGCAAGUUAGUUGUGUAUGACAAUGAACGGAGGCAAAUUGGAUGGGCUGAUUCGGAAUGCACCAAGCCACAACCACAAAAGGGCUUUCCCUUCUUCCUCUGACAAACAUUUGCAUAAUAAUAAACAUAUGUAUAAUUGAUACAUAGCGAAUACCAGUAGAGCUGAUCAUUCCAUAGCAGCUGCCCUUAUGUGCCCUAUCUCAUCUUCCCCUGUUGUACUACAACUUUGUUUGUAAUUACCGCAUUGUAUAUACAUAUACACGCGCAAUAAUAUGUACUGUUAUUCCUUUCCUUGGACCA
Molecule: messenger RNA, 1986 nt
Organism: Brachypodium distachyon (stiff brome)
Lineage: Eukaryota; Viridiplantae; Streptophyta; Magnoliopsida; Poales; Poaceae
Product: aspartyl protease APCB1
Exons: 9
Coding region: 95-1789 (564 amino acids)
Biological process (GO): proteolysis
Molecular function (GO): aspartic-type endopeptidase activity
Source: RefSeq, a predicted model, not a curated record